Molecule: messenger RNA, 1798 nt
Organism: Contarinia nasturtii (swede midge)
Lineage: Eukaryota; Metazoa; Arthropoda; Insecta; Diptera; Cecidomyiidae
Product: eIF-2-alpha kinase GCN2-like
Exons: 8
Coding region: 523-1518 (331 amino acids)
Biological process (GO): protein phosphorylation
Molecular function (GO): ATP binding; protein kinase activity
Source: RefSeq, a predicted model, not a curated record
AAUCCGAGCUAGAAUUUAUGCUAAACGAAGGAUCAUAACAACUUUUUGUUUCUUGUUGACAUAAUAAAGUUACACACAGAUGCGUAUCCGAACUGCAUCUACAAGCGGCGUAGUGUAAUCAACUAGUGCAAAACUGAUGUGUUCUUAAAUACGGAUGGGUAUCUUGUUCAAUGUGUUGAUGAGAAAAGUUGCCCAAAGUAAGUUUAUGUAAGGAAUGUCAAAUGCAUAAAAAAAAAGCUGGAAAUAGAAUGAGAAGAAGAAGAGUAACACAAAGAGACGGCCAACAGUGAAUAUAUAAUAUUUAAUGCGCAGUUUGCUAAUCCAAUAUUUUCCAAAAAAUAAUCUGAAAAUGUCAUCCAAUAAUCGUGAAUUUGUGAAGUAUAUCGGCGAUUCUCUAUUCCGAACGAAAGUUUUCGAUAGUUCAAGUAAAGGAUGUCAUUCGUUCAAAGUCAAUAAUUGUUACUUCGGAGAAAAUUCCUUUAUAACAUAUUGGACGUUCAACGUUGACGAAAUCCGUGAUAAAUGUCCGAUUUCAUGUCCAAAUAUAGGAAUGCACUAUUGGAACAAUUUGAAAUCGAAAAAUGGUUGGGCGGUGGGAGCUUUGGUGAUGUUUUUCAAGCAAAAUAUCACACUGAUCAACGACCGUACGCCAUAAAAUUUAUUGAAAUACCCCAGAAUGAUAAGAAAGAUUUGGAGCAUAUGGAACGUGAGGUGGAGAUAUUGAGGAGCAUUAAUUAUCGCUACAUUGUGCGUUACAUCACCAGCUGGAAGCAAUUCGUCAAUUUUACGGAACUAAAUAAAUAUACCGACGAAGAGGAGCCGAUUUCAUCAGACUCUGAUUCUAAAAACGAAGCACAGUUGGGUCCAAUUCGAAAUACAAUGGUCAUUCAAAUGGAAUUAUGUUCGAAAAAUCUUAGGGCUUUGAUCAAUGAGAAUCUUUCUCAAAAACAUGCUUGGAGAAUUUUUUCGCAGAUAUGUUUGGCUCUUCAUCAUUUGCAGAAAAAGAACAUCAUUCACAGAGAUUUAAAGCCGGAAAAUAUAUUGAUUGAUUGGUCGGGUAAUGUGAAAAUUACCGAUUUCGGUUUGGCCACGACAACUGCAUUGAUUUUGCAACAACAACAACGAGCCUAUCGCACUCCAAGCAGUGCCAAAACUCGUAGUUCACAAACCGGCCCAGUCGGGACAUCGUACUAUUCUGCGCCAGAGUUAUCGAAUGUAUCUGCAUCAAAUACGAUUUAUUCUGUAAAAGCAGAUAUAUACUCAUUCGGCAUUAUCUUUUUGGAGAUGUGCCAUGGACGUUUUGAUACAGGAAUGGAGCGAGACAUAGUGCUAAGAAAGGUGCGCGACAGUCUCAUCAUUCCGGAUAAAUUGAAAGAGGACAAAUACAAAGUCCAGCUUCAAGCAAUUCUGCGAAUGCUGGACCAUGAUCAACAGCAACGCCCAUAUGCAAAAGUACUUUGGCAAUGUCAUCGUAGGCGCUACUUGAGAUCGAAAUAUUUCAAAUCUAAUAACGCAUAAUUGUGCACAACCAUUUUGUCUCCAAUUAUGUCAAAAUUCUUAUUUCUAUAACUGAUUCUGAUCAAACAAGAACAAUAUCACUUCUUAUGAUUUCGAAUAUAUCAACAUACGAAUCUGAAAUGAACUCAGAUGAUUUUGGGUUAACCACGGAAAAAGGGAAUCGAAACACCUAUUGACAUAAAUUCAGACAUUAUAUUGAGACAUUUGAUCUAAUCUAAAUAUCUCAAUAUAAUGUCUGCAUAAAUUAAACAUAACUUUUUGUAUUGCCUGUAUUGUUUGG